Blepharisma stoltei is the source of this 588-nucleotide messenger RNA. Lineage: Eukaryota; Ciliophora; Heterotrichea; Heterotrichida; Blepharismidae. The record is from the annotation of a GenBank genome assembly.
AUGGAAUAUCAAAAGCUAUUGAUUCACAUAAUAAUUCUUAAAUUAACAUGAAAUUUCAUUAUUUUAAUAAUAAAAAUGUUAGCUAGAAUUAGCAAGCGUCUUCUCCACAUCAAUCAGUCUAUCCCACAUCUUAAACUUGUAGUCUGCUCAGGGAAUGAAGGAAAAUACAAUAUCGAAAGAGACAUAGACUCUGAAACUUAUUUCGCUAACAAGAAAGUUGUUCUUAUAGGUUUUCCUGGCGCUUAUACACCUACAUGCACUGGAACUCAUAUUCCUCAGUUCGUAAAGCUUCAGGAAAAUUUUGACCAAAAAGGUGUUGAAUUAAUUGGCUUAGCUGUAAAUGACCCAUUUGUCUUAAAGGAAUUCGGACAAGACAUGGGAGGAAAGAUAGCUUAUAUUGCUGAUGGUUCAGGCUAUUUCACCAGAGCACUAGAUGCAGGACUUGAUUUAACUGAAAAAGGGUUGGGAUACAGAACAAGAAGGUUUACUGCACUUGUGGAAAAUGGAGUGAUAACCCAGGUAAAUGAUGAAAAUGGUGGACAAUUAACUGCGAUUUCUUCAGCAGAGACCAUAUUAAAAUCAAUUUAA